This is a messenger RNA of Endocarpon pusillum Z07020, 4752 nucleotides long. RefSeq lists its product as uncharacterized. The coding region runs from base 1 to 4752 and encodes 1583 amino acids. NCBI's taxonomy places the organism in Eukaryota, Fungi, Ascomycota, Eurotiomycetes, Verrucariales, Verrucariaceae. The transcript is spliced from 5 exons. Gene Ontology annotation, molecular function: fatty acid synthase activity; 3-oxoacyl-[acyl-carrier-protein] synthase activity. The record is from RefSeq and is a predicted model, not a curated record. Gene Ontology annotation, biological process: secondary metabolite biosynthetic process; fatty acid biosynthetic process.
AUGGUAAUCUACACACCUAGCCGAUCUGACACCACCUUUAGUGGCUCUUCCAAGAUGAAGCUUGUUUAUUUCAGCAAUGAGUUCCCACAUGACGACUUGCAGGGUCUGCUUCGCGGACUUCACCAGCACAGCAAGGACAGGCGACAUCCUAUCCUCGCCCGAUUCCUGGAGGAAGCCACACUCGCCAUUCGUGACGAAGUACGACAACUACCUACCUCUUUGAAAGCGUUGAUCCCACCUUUCGAGAACAUCUUGCACUUUGCAGAUUUCGCCGACCUUCGCAAGGGUCAGCUUUGUGGUUCCAUCGAUGGUAUUCUCCUCUGCACCGUCGAGCUGGGAACACUCAUUGGAUACUAUGAGAAUUCUCCGGAGGCCUUCGACUUUGAUACCGUCAGCACCUCUCUCGCUGGCCUGGGGAUCGGGCUCUUGGCCACGGCAGCGGUCUCCUUAGCUCCCACUGUGGCAGACAUCCCGCUUGCUGGCGCUCAGGUUGUGCGACAGGCCUUCCGCCUUGGUGUCCUGGUUGAUGAAGUCUCGCAAAAUCUGCAGCCUCGUGACUUGACAGACACGAGCACACCGGACACUUGGGCUUACGUGCUGCCAGAUGUGGCUGCAGAUGACGUCCAACAGGAGCUCAACGCGAUCCACGCAAAGGAGAAAACGCCGGAAGCCAGCAAGGUCUUUAUCAGCGCACUUAGUGCGACUUCGGUAACCGUUAGCGGUCCACCAGCAAGACUCAAGGGCAUUUUCCGCACUGCCGAUUUCUUCCGUGACCGAAAGUUCGUUGCUUUGCCGGUGUACGGAGGCUUGUGCCACGCAAAGCACAUAUACAACGAGGACAAUGUGCAUCAGGUUGUUCGGACGCGCUCGAUGGAGUUCCUGAACUCCAGACUCUCGCCACGGAUCCCCAUUCAUUCAACCAGCACGGGAAGACCCUUCCCGGCAACGAACGCGACCGAUUUAUUCGAGCACAUCAUCAGGGAAAUCCUCACCCAGGCUAUCCAAUGGGAUAGCGUGAUCCAAGGUGUGAUUCAAAGAGCCCACGACAUUGCGGCAUCUCAGUGCGAAGUGCUUGUUUUCCGCAUCUCUCUUCCCAUCCAUGACCUCUCCGCCGCCUUGAAAACACUCCCAGAUUUCGAACCAUCGACCGAGGAGCUCAUCCCCUGGAUUCACGAGAAGACGACUCCAGAUGGAGGACCGAGAGGGCCAAUGCAAUCUAAGAUCGCCAUCGUUGGCAUGUCAUGCAGGAUGCCUGGCGGAGCGACCGACACGGAGAAAUUCUGGGAGCUGCUGGAAAGCGGGAUGGAUGUGCACAGGAAGAUUCCGGCCGAUCGAUUUGAUGUCGACUCCCAUUACGAUCCUGCUGGAAAGAGGAUCAAUACCAGCCAUACACCAUACGGUUGCUUCAUCGACGAGCCGGGCCUGUUCGAUGCGCCGUUCUUCAACAUGUCGCCCCGCGAAGCACAGCAAACCGAUCCCAUGCAGCGACUUGCCUUGGUCACCGCGUACGAGGCGCUCGAGAGAGCGGGCUACGUCGCCAACCGGACCGCUGCCACCGACUUGCACCGCAUUGGGACCUUUUAUGGCCAGGCCAGUGACGACUACCGUGAAGUGAACACGGCGCAGGAGAUUAGCACGUACUUCAUUCCAGGGGGUUGUCGUGCGUUCGGCCCUGGCCGAAUCAACUAUUUUUUCAAGUUCUCGGGGCCGAGCUACAGCAUUGACACCGCAUGUUCCUCGAGUUUGGCGACCAUCCAGAUUGCUUGCACCUCUCUCUGGAAUGGAGACACAGACACCGUCGUGGCUGGUGGCAUGAAUGUGUUGACCAAUUCAGACGCGUUCGCUGGCCUCAGCCAUGGCCACUUCCUGUCCAAGACGCCCAAUGCGUGCAAGACGUGGGACUGCGAAGCGGACGGUUAUUGCCGUGCCGACGCCGUUGGAUCCAUCGUCAUGAAGCGCCUUGAGGAUGCCGAAGCCGAUAACGACAAUAUCUUGGGGGUGAUUCUUGCGGCGGGGACCAACCAUUCGGCUGAGGCUAUCUCAAUUACCCACCCACACGCGGGCCAUCAGGCGUACUUGGGCAAGCAGGUUCUGCACAGAGCAGGAAUUGACCCGCUCGAUGUUAGCUUUGUCGAGAUGCACGGCACAGGCACUCAGGCCGGUGACGCAGAGGAGAUCCAGUCGGUGACGAAUGUGUUUGCGCCCCUCACGAAGCGCCGCAGCACUAAGAACCCGCUCUACAUUGGCGCUGUGAAGUCGAAUGUUGGCCACAGCGAGGCUGCCGCCGGCGUUACGGCCCUGCUAAAAGUCCUCCUUAUGCUUCAGAAAAACGCCAUUCCGCCACACGUCGGCAUCAAGAACAGCCUCAACCCGAAGUUCCCCAAGGACAUGGACAAGCGCAACGUUCGCAUCCCGUACGAGAAAACGGAGUGGCCGUCCGUGCCAGGGAAGAAGCGGGUUGCUGUCGUGAACAACUUUAGCGCUGCGGGAGGCAACACGAGCCUUGCGAUUGAAGAAGGGCCGGUGCGGGAGGUGACUGAGACAGACCCUCGUUCCACACAUGUCGUCGCUCUGUCGGCCAAGAGCAAGAUUUCGCUCAAAGGGAACAUCGAAAGGCUGCUUGGCUAUCUGGACAAGAAUCCAGAUGUCUCGCUGGCACAUCUCUCCUACUCCACCACGGCUCGCCGCUACCACCACAACCACCGGGUGGCCAUUGUCGCUUCUGACCUCGCGCAGGUGAAGAAACAACUUACAUCCGCCCUCGGAUCCGUCGACUCACACAAGCCCAUCCCCACCACGGGGCCACCGCCAGUUGCCUUCAGCUUCACGGGCCAGGGAGCAUCCCACAAGUCCUCCAAUUUGGAUCUGUUCCACCACUCUCCACAGUUCCGAUCGCAAAUCCUGCACUUGGAUACGCUUGCACAAGGCCAGGGCUUCCCGUCCUUUGUUUCCGCGGUGGACGGGAGUCAUCCACAAGACUAUGAACAUUCGCCAGUCAUCACGCAUCUUGCUCUGGUCUGCACAGAGAUCGCUCUCGCCAAGUACUGGGCCUCCUUGGGUGUGAGGCCUGACGUUGUCAUCGGACAUAGCUUGGGCGAGUAUGCGGCGCUGCAUGUCGCCGGUGUUCUUUCCGCCAGUGACACCAUCUUCCUCGUUGGCCAGAGAGCAAGGAUGCUUGAGCAGAAGUGCAAGGUGGGCAGCCACAAGAUGGUGGCUGUGCGGGCCUCCCUUGCUCAGGUCCAAAAGAGUGCUGGCGACAAACCGUACGAGAUCGCCUGUAUCAAUGGUCCCAAUGACACCGUGCUCAGCGGCCCUGUCACGGACAUGGAUGCUAUCAUCCCUGUCCUUGAAGCGGACGGCUUCAAGUGUUUCAGCCUCGAUGUCGCUUUUGCAUUCCACUCGGCACAAACCGACCCCAUUCUCGACGAAUUCGAGGCGAUUGCAAACAGCGGUGUUCUCUUCCAGGCACCACAUCUGCCUGUCAUCUCGCCUCUACUGAGCAAGGUCAUCUUCGACGAGAAGACUGUGAAUGCCAACUACAUGCGUCGGGCCACUCGUGAGACCGUCAACUUCCUGUCGGCCUUGGAAACAGCACACAAGAUUGGAACCAUCGAUGACGAGACGGCAUGGAUCGAAAUUGGACCUCAUCCCGUCGGCAUGGGCUUCGUCAAGUCUACUCUCUCGCCCGUCAACGUCGCCGUCCCCUCGCUCCGCAGAGGCGAGAACAACUGGAAGACCAUGGCGCAGAGUCUUGCGACCCUGCAUGGCGCCGGCGUGCAGGUUGGCUGGAAUGAGUUCCACCGCCCAUUCGAGCAGGGAUUGCGGCUCCUGGAUCUGCCCACGUAUGCGUGGAAUGACAAGACUUACUGGAUCCAGUACAACGGCGACUGGGCUCUGACCAAAGGCAACACCUUCUACGACGCUGAAAAGGGACUCAACAAGGCUCAAAUUGCGCCGCCUGAGCCCAAGUCCAGUCUCAGCACGACAACGGUUCAGCAGAUUAUUGAGCAAGACCUCAAUGGAACCGCGGGCAUGGUGGUCAUGCAGUCCGAUCUGAGGCAAGUAGACUUCCGCGCUGCCGCUUACGGACACAAGAUGAACGGGUGUGGUGUGGUGACAUCGUCUAUCCAUGCCGACAUCGCAUACACGCUUGGCGAGUAUCUGUACAAGUUACUCAAGCCCGGCAGCAAAGAAGUUCACAUGAACAUUGCUAGCCUGGAGGUUCUCAAAGGCCUUGUCGCAAACAGCAAGCCGGAGACACCUCAGCUCAUCCAAGUCUCGCUGGCCACCGACGACAUUGAAUCCAACACGGCCGAGCUGAAAUGGUACAACGUGCAGGCCGACGGCACCGUCGACGAACCCUUCGCCAGCGCGACCCUCUUCUACGGCAACCCCGCCGAAUGGCUUGCCUCGUGGGUCCCCACCACCCAUCUCAUCCAAGGCCGCAUCCAAGAGCUCGAGCGGCUGGCCGAGUCGGGCAUUGCCAACCGCUUCACACACAACAUGGCGUACCUCCUCUUUGCCAACAACCUGGUCGACUAUGCCGAGAAGUACCGGGGUAUCCAGUCGGUGGUGCUCCACGGCUUGGAAGCCUUCGCUGACGUGGUACUCACGACGGAGAAGGGCGGCAGUUGGACCGUGCCGCCUUAUUUCAUCGAUAGCGUUGCACAUUUGGCAGGCUUCAUCAUGAACGUGUCAGACGCCAUCGACACCAAGAACAACUACUGCACCACGCCGGGCUGGCGCGUGUAG